Anarrhichthys ocellatus (wolf-eel) is the source of this 2236-nucleotide messenger RNA. It is a transcript of the gene traip, whose product is annotated as TRAF-interacting protein. The record is from RefSeq and is a predicted model, not a curated record. The transcript has 15 exons. Lineage: Eukaryota; Metazoa; Chordata; Actinopteri; Perciformes; Anarhichadidae. Gene Ontology annotation, molecular function: ubiquitin protein ligase activity. Gene Ontology annotation, cellular component: nucleus; site of DNA damage. Gene Ontology annotation, biological process: protein ubiquitination; replication fork processing. The coding region runs from base 344 to 1693 and encodes 449 amino acids.
UCGUCAUUGUGUUUGUGUUGAAUAAGCCUGAUAACGUUAAGUUCAGCUCGACUAAAAUGUCGUUUCCCACACAUUAGGGAUGCGUGAAUCCAUUACAAAAGACUAGGCAGUAACUUAACGUCUUCCUUUUUGUUUUGUUGUAAGUAUGGUGACUGAUAAGGCAGCCAACGUUUACCAAAGCUAGCUAACGUUAGCAGGGCCAGUAACGCGUCAAUGUUAGCUGACAACAGCUAACGUCAGCAUUCACAGCACAGCUUUAGCAAGGCAGAAUACUAUUUGCAUGUCAAGUAAUACGGUUUUUGCACACUGUUCAUCAUAACAGGGUGAUCCGCGUGGCAGCAAGAUGCCUAUCCGAGCAUAUUGCACGAUUUGCUCCGAUUUCUUCGAUCACUCCAAAGAUGUUGCUGCCAUCCACUGCGGACACACGUUCCACUAUGAAUGUCUUCUCCAGUGGUUUCAGACAGCCCCCACGAAAACCUGUCCACAGUGUAGAAAACAGGUCAGCACCAGACACAUUAUCAACAAGCUGUACUUCGACAUUGGUGAAGAGCAGGAGGGCACAAAGGACCCCGAAAGCUUGCAGAAUGAGCUUGAUCGAAUGAAGGCGCUUUUAAACACCAAAGAGCGAGACUGGCGGGACAAGCAGAAGACGGUUGACAAUUUGAAAGUCACUGUGGACAAGCAGAGGACAGACCUGGACAGUGUGCGGAAAGAGAUUAUGGAGAAAGAGAUGCUCUGUUCCACCCUCAGAAAACAGAUGACGUACCUUGAGAAGCAACAGAAUGAAAUGCAGGCCGCCAAGGACGAAGCCCGCAGACUCAGGACCAGAGUGAAAGCCUUUGAGAGCCUGGAUGUGUUGCUGCAGGGCCAGAGAGCAGAGGUGGAGUCCAUGAUCACAGAUAUGGGGGUCAGCCAGGCGGCAGUGGAGCAGCUCUCCAUCUACUGCAUCUCGCUCAAAAAAGAGUACGAUAAUCUCAAAGGAAGCCUGAAGUCUACACAUGACAUGUGUGAAAAGCUGAAGAGAGAAGUGCUCACGUCAAACAACAAGUUACACAAAGCCACAGUGGAGGUGAAUCAGACCAAAGAGGACAUGAAAUCUCUGCAGAACGAUUUGGCCAAUGCUGACAAGGAGAUCUCUAGUCUUAAGAAGAAAGUGGAGUUCCUUCAGAGGACUCUGAGCACCCCGACGCGGACAAAUGAAGCACUCAGUCGGCUCGUCUUUGAAAGCCCGGCCCCAGUGGAGCUGAAGCAGCCUCGCCUCCACCAUCCUGCAGACAGCCAGGACAUUGACCUCAACAUGACAUACGACGUCACUACGCCAGAUGAUCUGGCCAAGAGACGGACGCAGUUCCAAUCCAAGAAGAUGCGGCUUGAUCCUCAGGCGUCGUCUGAGUCCAAACAAUACGAGAAAAGUUCAUCUGUAAGCAAGGCUCGAGACGAGGAUGGACCCCUGGAUCCUUUUUUGAGGAACUCCCUCCUCUUCAGAAAGAAGGCUUUCGGUAGCAUGUUAGACCCUCAGAGGAAGCUUGGAGCUGUGAGAACUGGUUAUGAUGGUUUAGGAGGACGUACUAAAUUCAUCCAACCUUCUCCGUUAUCAGAGAUUCGCCCGCUGAUGAAAGCUAAGAGGAAAAAGGUAACCAGGCCUCAGCCCAAGAUUGCAACUUGCCUGACUCUGGACGGCUUCCUCGAGUAACGGAUGACCUCUCCUCCCCCCGGAUGUGGAGUCUACGGUCAGGAUGCUGCAGCUGCUGUGGGAUGGACCAUGUUGGUGCCGCUCUGGCACACAGAACCAGCCUGGCAGCGGUUCUGCCACUCGGCACCAAACGGGACUCUCUGAUCGAAGCUUAAUUCAAAAGCAGUCACUGACCUCCCGCAUGACAACGGAUGCUGAGCUUUCGAGGACAUCAGCAAAUCUGCUGUACAUUUUUUUUGUUGACUUGAAUGUGGAGACUGUGUCUCGACCAGCUUUGCGUCGGAGCCUUUUCUUCUUGUUAUGUUGGUGUCUGUAUGUGUGUGAGACAAACCGACUUCUUUAGGAAGCAUUCUAAUGUCACGCUCUGUAUUAUGUCAUUGAUAGUCACUGAUAUCAUCUGUUCUCUAUACUUGCACUUAUUUAAAAUCCAUCCAACAUGUGGAUAUACCUGAGGUAUUUUUUAGUUUUACUGGUCCUGCCAGAUGUAAACCAACUGAAAUAAUAAACAAUAUUUUUUUUUAUUAAGGAUUGUGUGGGGUCUAC